This is a messenger RNA of Hibiscus syriacus, 3044 nucleotides long. Its product is annotated as serine/threonine-protein kinase EDR1-like. Lineage: Eukaryota; Viridiplantae; Streptophyta; Magnoliopsida; Malvales; Malvaceae. The record is from RefSeq and is a predicted model, not a curated record. Gene Ontology annotation, biological process: protein phosphorylation. Gene Ontology annotation, molecular function: ATP binding; protein kinase activity. The coding region runs from base 60 to 2750 and encodes 896 amino acids. The transcript is spliced from 13 exons.
GAGAGAAAGAGAUCGAAAGAAGAAGCGGCGAACGGAAAAGAAGUCGUCGUUGAUGAUCGAUGCCGAAAAUGAAGCAUCUCUUGCGGAAACUCCACAUCGGCGGUGGUUUAAAUGAGCACCAACGAUUGGCGGAAGUGCAGCCGGUGAUCAGCUCGAGUCCGAGUCCUAACGUGACGGGACAAGGAACUUCUUCUUCUUCGGCGUCUUCAAUUGGUUCGGGUACAAUGGGGAGAAUCGGGGUCGUUGAAUCGAUCGGGGGAGAUCGGACGGCUGGGGAUGAAGUGGAUUUUAAUUUAUUGGAAGAAGAGUUUCAGUUGCAGUUGGCGUUGGCGAUCAGUGCUUCGGAUCCCGAGACGGCUCAGAUCAACGCUGCUAAAACAAUUAGCCUCGCCGGCGCCGGCUCCGACGCCAACGCUUUUGUCGAGUUACUCUCGAUUCGUUAUCGGAACUAUAAUGUGGUAAACUAUAAUGAAAAAAUUGUGGAUGGAUUUUAUGACGUGUAUGGGAUUGCCUCAUCCCUUGGUCUGGAAGGGAAGAUGCCAUCUUUGAUUGAUCUUCAAGCAGUAUCAGUGUCAGAAAAGGUUGAUUAUGAAGUAAUUUUGGUUAACCGGUUGCUUGAUCCUGAACUGCAAGCACUUGAGAAAAGAGUGUAUAACAUAUAUGUGCAGUCCCUAGCUUUAGGCCAUGGCCUGUUUUUGAGUGACUUGAUUCAGAAAAUUGCAGAAAUGGUUGUCAACAGAAUGGGUGGGCCAGUAGCUGGUGCUGAAGAAAUGUUGCGAAUGUGGACCUUGAGAAGUUAUGAGUUACGGAAUUCUCUUAACAAUAUCAUUCUUCCAUUGGGAAGACUUGAUGUUGGACUUUCGCGCCACAGAGCCCUGCUGUUUAAGGUUCUAGCUGAUAGAAUUAAUCUCCCAUGCAUGCUAGUCAAAGGGAGCUAUUACACUGGUACAGACGAUGGAGCAGUGAACUUGGUUAGAAUCAACAAUGGAAGUGAAUAUAUUAUCGAUCUGAUGGGUGCUCCCGGAACACUGAUUCCUGCUGAAGUACCAAGCUGUCAGCUCCUAAGGUCUGCACUGGAUGUAAGGGGCUUUAAUGAAGCCUCUCAAGGUUCGUGUUUGGUAUUUGACAAAGAAAUUGAAAAUUUGGCAGCUUCAGCUGCUCUAAAUAUGGGAAUUAAAACUGGUGCCAUGAGGGCAGCUGAAUUUGCGAGCAGUCAGACAAAUGAAGAUGGAAGGGGCCUUGCCAGAAGAGAUGCUGCUGAGAGAACUGAACAGGAGUUAGGGAAGCUUCUUUCCUCAGCACCUAACUAUAGUGAUAGCUUUUCUGGCAUUCAUGAAAAACCUUCAUCAGCACAAAAGAGAAAGGUUAAAAAUGUGUCGAAGUAUGUUAUUAGCGCAGCAAAGGACCCGGAGUUUGCUCAGAAAUUGCAUGCUGUUUUAUUGGAGAGUGGUGCAUCACCUCCUCCAGAUUUGUUCAUGGAUAUUAGUUCUCAGGAUCUUAGUGAACAAAGUAUGCCUGGACAAGUAGUGAAAGAGACAAAUGUGGUUGCUUCAGAAAAUAUUAAUUCCAAUAUGAGGCAAAAGCAAAUGGCUAAGCACCAAAGGGAGUUGGAAACUAAUGUGAUAAAUUCUAAUGUUAUAUACGGUGGUUCAAACAAGGGAUUUCUUCUUGGUAAUUCAGCUGAUGGUUGGAUACAAGUUCGUAAGUCUUCCUUCUUUACUAAUGGGUUUUUCCAAAUACAGCCAGAAAAUGUCUUGGCCAUGGAUGAGAAACUAAUACAAAGGACUUUUGGUACUGGUUUCAAUGAAGAAUCUGCAUUGGAAAUGAUUGAAAGCACAGAUAGUGAUUUGCAUCUGGGUAGCAAUGGUCGCAGUGAGAAGAUUUACCCUAUACUAAGAGAAGUUUCGGAAUGGGAAAUUCCAUGGGAGAAUCUUCAAAUUGGUGAUCGCAUUGGUAUUGGAUCAUAUGGUGAGGUCUACCGAGCAGAUUGGAAUGGCACUGAGGUUGCUGUGAAGAAGUUUCUAGAUCAAGACUUCUCUGGUGAUGCAUUAGUUCAGUUUAAAUGUGAAGUUGAAAUCAUGCUAAGGUUGAGGCAUCCAAAUGUUGUUCUUUUCAUGGGAGCUGUUACUCGUUCUCCUAAUUUCUCUAUAUUGACAGAGUUUCUCCCCAGGGGAAGUUUGAAUAAGCUUCUGCAUCGAUCCAAUCCUCAACUCGACGAGAAAAGAAGAAUGCGAAUGGCUAUUGAUGUGGCAAAAGGUAUGGAUUAUUUGCACACAAGCAAUCCUACUAUAGUGCAUCGAGAUUUGAAAACACCAAACCUCCUUGUUGAUAAGAACUGGGUCGUAAAGGUCUGUGAUUUUGGGUUGUCACGCAUGAAGCAUCAUACUUUCCUAUCCUCAAAGUCUACUGCUGGAACGCCUGAAUGGAUGGCACCGGAACUACUAAGGAAUGAGCCGGCUAAUGAGAAAUGUGAUGUGUACAGUUUCGGUGUGAUAUUAUGGGAAUUGGCUACUUUACGCAUUCCCUGGAAAGGUUUGAAUCCAAUGCAAGUUGUCGGAGCUGUUGGAUUCCAAAAUAGACGUCUAGAAAUCCCUGAAGACAUUGAUCGGGUGGCUGCACAGAUCAUUCGUGAUUGUUGGCAAACGGAGCCACAUCUACGACCGUCAUUCGCACAGCUCAUGUCCCGUCAACUGCGACUUCAACAUCUGUACAUGGAAAGGCAAAACUCAAAAAAUCAAAUUAUAGAAUGAUAAGGUACACAGUGUUUGAUGUAAUAAGUACUCAAUUAGCCGUUUCCUUGGUCAGAGACCGAGGCAGCCAGUUUUCUUUUUAAGGUGCAAAGAAAGUUAGAGCCAGGAGUCGGGGAAAGUGUCGGCUCAUUCGAAGUGGGGGAUCGGCAUACUUCCCCAAUCCUAGAAAUAGGGUGGAUUCAAUCCUCUUUAAAGUAAAGCCAUUGAGGAUACCUCUUGAAAAAUUGUGUUUUAGUAUCAUGAAUAGGUAGAGCCUUUGUCAAGUGUAAGAAAGUUACCAAAAAGGAAAAAAAA